AUGCCGAACCCACCGCCGAAAGAAGAUACUUGGGCCUUCCAACCAAUCGGAGCACCAUUCCCACCAAGUCCAGUCAAAUGUAUGGGAGAGCAGAACAUGUACGUGGCUCUGUGGUACAAACACGGAAAGCCGAUUCAUGGACGUUCGUGGAACAAUGGAGGAGUUGUCGAGUGCUCGUUCCCGUAUAAGGAGGCUGAGUUGACCACCAAGGCGCAGUUGGAGGGACAGAUUCAGGUUCUUCAAUAUCUCGGAGACCACAACAACCAAGGAUUCUGGUACGAGUGGAUCAAGUACAAGGACCGUAUUGAGAAGCUCGAUGACAAGCAUCAACUCGUUCGUUGCGGAGACUCGUUCCCAAUCUUCUGGAAACGUGCCGAGGGAAACCUUCUCGGAUACGUUGACAACAAGACCGAGGACGCCUGGUUCUCGUUCAACGGAAAGGUGAUCAAACAAACUGGACCACAACUCAAUGACAUGUACAUCAUCACUCGUAACUGUGUUGGUGGACCACCACAUUGUCCGUGCGCUGCUUGCGGAGCCGCUCCACCACCACCGAAACCAGUGCCACGUGUCGAGAGAGACGAAUGGAUGGAUAUUCGUGAGGGAGAUCCAUGGCCGACUCGUACCUUGGUCAAGGCGCUGGACAAGACUUUGGACACAUUGCCAGGAGUCAAUCCAGAUCAAUAUGUUGCUCUCUGGUACAUGCAAGGAGAGCCAGUCAUGGGACGUGUCUGGAAUGAGGGAGGAAAGAUCGCUGCCAACUUCUCUUGGUUCAACAACGAGUACUGCAAGAAUGUCGGAUCUAUCCAACUUCUUGUCCAUCUUCCGGAUAGCGUCCGUGGUUUCGACUAUGGCUGGAUUCCAUUCCCAGAGGCUGCCAAGUUCGGAGACAAGGUCUGGCACCCAGUUCACGUUAACAACCACAAGGGAGACAUCUCUGUGGGAGUUGUCAAUGUCGCUGGAGGAAAGCAGAUCUUGGCCAAGGUUGACGUCCGUAACGAGAAGUAUGGAUACGGAUACCAAGGAAAGGAGCACUCUGCCACCGCCAAGAACUGUGCCGACAACACUAUCGUCCUCUGCCGUAAGGCUAAGGCUGGAUACAAGUUGGACGGUUAA
This is a messenger RNA of Caenorhabditis remanei, 1116 nucleotides long. RefSeq lists its product as uncharacterized. The transcript is spliced from 3 exons. The record is from RefSeq and is a predicted model, not a curated record. NCBI's taxonomy places the organism in Eukaryota, Metazoa, Nematoda, Chromadorea, Rhabditida, Rhabditidae. Bases 1 to 1116 code for a protein of 371 amino acids.